Messenger RNA from Dichotomopilus funicola, 2175 nucleotides. RefSeq names its product caspase domain-containing protein. Lineage: Eukaryota; Fungi; Ascomycota; Sordariomycetes; Sordariales; Chaetomiaceae. The coding region runs from base 1 to 2175 and encodes 724 amino acids. The transcript has a single exon. The record is from RefSeq and is a predicted model, not a curated record. Gene Ontology annotation, molecular function: cysteine-type endopeptidase activity. Gene Ontology annotation, biological process: proteolysis.
AUGGCGGAAAAAUCAAAUAAAGGCCGGAAAUCAGCACUGCUGAUAGGCAUCAACAAAUACAACAGCCCUGCAUUAACCAACCUGCGCGGCUCCCUCUCCGACGUGGAGACCACCGAGAGUUUCCUGACCAAGGUUGCCGGCAUCCCCCCAAACAACAUUACCAAGCUUAUCUCUCCGCCGAACUCACCGAACGAUCGCCUCCCAAAUUUCAAAAACAUCGAGUCCGCAUUCAAAACCCUCGCCCACGACGCCCAGCCCGGCGAUUUCAUCUACAUCCACUACUCGGGCCACGGCACCCGUCUAGAGACCAUCUUCGCCGACCUCAAGAGCCAGCACACGGACUACGACGAGUGCCUGGUCCUUGCCCGCCGCGACGGCAAGCUCGAUCACCUCCGCGACGUGGAAAUUGCCUUUCUGCUGAAGCAGAUCGCCGACAAAGGCGCGACGGUCACCUUCGUGCUCGACUGCUGCCACUCGGGCGGGGCUACACGAGGUGAUGAUGAGGAAGAGUGUGGGGUGGUCCGGGGGUCCGGGGAGAUCCCGGACGAUAACUUUUUUGAUUUAAACCGAAAACCCAUCCAGUCUGUGGAGGAUCCGGAAGACGCCCGGGGCCAGUACCCGGACGACAGCGACGACGAUGACGACGACGACGCGGGCCGCGGCGGGAGCGUAGUGGAGCACUGGCUGACGGCGUCCAAGGGGAUCAACUUUCUCGCUGCCUGCCAGCCGAAGCAGAAGGCGCAGGAGGUGCCGCGCAGGGCGAAUGUGCGAAGGGGGCUGUUCACGGACUGCCUCGCCCGCGUCAUCGAACAAAACAAAGGUGCAGAUCGCUUGCGCCGGCUCAGUUGCGAUGUCGUUUCCAACCUCGUCGCGCACACACUCAAGACUCAUGAGCAGAGGAGUAAGUCGCGGGAGCAGGACGUGGUGUUUGGCGGCCAGGGCGACCGCCAUAUUUUCGGCGUGGAGAGCGUAGAGGAUCCCCCCGUGGUCGUCACCGGCGUCGAGAGGUUGGGGAGCGGAGGGCUUGAGGUGGGACUGACUGCUGGCGUGGCGCACGGCGUGUGCCUGGAUGAUAUCUUUGCCAUCUACCCCAGCGACAGACCGCUUGCCACUCUUGCUGACUACACCGCGCCGCUGGCCACCUGCAGCGUGACUAAGGUGACUGAUCUGGCGGACUUCACCUGCAAGGCGCACAUCCAAUCGAACUCUACCAGCCUCGAGCUGGUCCGGGUCGGCUGCGUGGCUGUUAGUCUAUGCAGUAUCUUGAAGGACCACGUCCUGCAACCCAAGGGGGUGUGGGUAUCGGCGGUGGCUGUGGAAAAUGACACUGCUGAGCGACCUGAUCCAGCAGACGUCCAAAAGAUCCGGGCCUGCAUCAGCCGCGGGGAGAGCAAGCUUCUCGAGCUCAAAGACGACGCCAGUGAGGCCUUCUUCAAGGUCCUGGUGCAAGCAGAUGGCAGCUCCACCAUCUUCUUCACCCCAUACCAAGCUGAAGCCAAGGUUGUGGUCACAGGACCGGAGCCCAAGGACGUGCUCUCUCACCUAGACCACCUAACCGUCUUCUACAACCUCUUCAACCUCUCCACAGACAACGUGGCGCAGCAAGAACGAGGUCUGACAGUCAGAAAAAUUGGCUACCUCAACGAAGGCGUCAAGGUCCCCGAACUGCGAGGUUUCCCACUCAAAAGCCCCCUUCCCCUAGACGCGGGCCUCGAACCGCUCCCCCCGAACACCAUCAACAUUCGAGAAGGCUGUAGCGUCGGGAUCGAGGUGCACAACAGGUCGCAGGAGAACCUGUACAUCGAGAUCCUGAACCUGGAACCGUCGUGGCAGGUGAUGCGGACGUACCCGAUGCCGGGGAACUCGCUGAUUCUGACGCCGCCCAACGAGGGGGCGCGGUUCUACCUCAAGAUGUCGCUAUCGGAUAGGGUGUCCGGCGCGCACCAGCCCGACAUGUUCGACCGGUUUGUCGUGCUGGCGACCUCGAGGAACCGCCUUAAUUUUCCUAGGAAUGUCCUUCCGGCGCUGGGCAAGAAAUUGCGGCCUGUGUUGGAACCUGACGAUGGGGAUGGUGAGAGGGCCGGGGCCGGGGUGGCCCAGCCUAGGCCGAUGUGGUUUGUGCAGCAACUGGAUGUGCGCAUGGCUGUGAAAGGAGUAAUUGAGCCAACUACCUAA